UUGUUCAAAGUACUGUGGCCUCAAGUUGUUACUAGCCUGUUGCCACAAAAGUGUUUAUAGAAAUACUUAAGCAGUCACUUUUGUAAAAUUCUUGUAUGGUAUCAUUCUUACCAUCACUUCACAUCCUUCUCCGAGGUGAUUCAGUUCUUCCGCAGGGAUGUGGCCUAUAGGGCAUAUUACAUUGUAGAGUCAUGAGUCAUAAGAACCUUUGCAGAACUCGCCAGGCACACUAUAAAUUCAUCCUACCCUUCAUGUGAACUGCAGAAGCCUUGGAGACACCCAGAGCAGCAGUGUUUCUCCCUGCACAAAACAAGCUUCAGGACAAUGGAUACACUGAACAAAGCAAACACAAGCUUUGCUCUUGACUUUUUCAAACAGCAAUGUCAGGAAGAUGGUGACAAGAAUAUUUUGUUCUCUCCUUGGAGUAUUUCAUCUGCCCUGGCUACUGUUUAUUUGGGAGCCAAAGGCAACACAGCAGAUCAGAUGGCAAAGGUACUUCACUUUAACAAAGCUGAAGGAGCCAAAAAUGUCACCACAACCAUAAGAAUGCAUGUCUACUCCAGAACAGAAGAGAGUCUAUCCAAUCGACGUGCAUGUUUCCAGAAGACAGAGAUUGGAAAAUCAGAUAAUAUCCAUACUGGGUUUAAAGCACUCAGCUUUGAAAUCAACCAACCCACUAAAAAUUAUGUACUUCAAAGUGUCAACCAGUUAUAUGGAGAAAAAUCAUUGCCUUUCAGUAAGGAAUACUUAUUGUUAGCCAAGAGAUAUUACAAUGCAGAGCCACAAUCAGUCAACUUUGUGGGAGCAGCAGAUGAAAUCAGGAGACAGAUCAAUUCCAGUGUUGAGCAACAGACUGAAGGUAAAAUUCAAAAUCUACUGCCUUCUGGAUCUGUAGAUUCACUCACCAGGCUAGUCCUGAUAAAUGCACUCUACUUCAAAGGAAAUUGGGCAACAAAAUUUGAAGCUGAAGCUACAAGGCAAAGGCCUUUCAGAAUAAACAUGCAUACAACUAAACCAGUGCCCAUGAUGUACCUGAGGGAUAAAUUUAACUUAAACUACAUAGAAUCAGUUCAGGCGGACGUUCUUGAGCUUCCAUACGUCAAUAACGACCUCAGCAUGUUUAUCCUGCUACCAAGUGACAUCUCCGGCUUACAAAAGCUAGAAAGAGAAUUGACCUUUGAAAACUUGUCUGCAUGGACCAAUCCAGAACUAAUGGAAAAAAUGAACAUGGAAGUUUAUCUGCCCAGGUUCACAUUAGAAGAGAAAUAUGACCUCAAAUCUACUUUGAGCAGGAUGGGGAUACAAGAUGCCUUCACAAAAGGUCAAGCUGAUUUCACAGCAAUGUCCAAGACUGGUGAUCUCUUUUUGUCCCAAGUUUUUCACAAGUGUUACCUGGAAGUCAAUGAAGAAGGCACAGAAGCAGCAGCUGCCAGUUCGGCAACACUGACAUCACGAAGCCUUGGUGCUACUGUUAUCUUUUUGGCAGAUCACCCUUUCCUCUUCUUUAUCAGGCACAACAAGACAAAGACCAUCCUCUUCUUGGGAAGGUUUUCUUCCCCCUAGAAACUCGAUUACUAAACAGGUUAUUGCAACAAGAAAAAUGAACUAAAUACACACCACAAGGAACAUCUCAAUAACCUGUGCACUUCUUAAUUUUCCUGUACUGUUGACAAAUCUCUCAAUGUUAGAAGAGAGUAUUUCUGAAAAAUAACCUCAAAUUUAUGCCUCUGGCUCAUUUCCAUGGCCAAAGAACCCCAGAAUGCUAGCACUACAUGCUAAGUUCCAAACUGUGCAAAGAAGAACGUUACUUUGUCUUUUCAGCACUUUCUGAACCAAAACUUCCACAAUUCAGUACAGACUGAGUUGAGCUCAACAAGUAAUUUUAAAGUUUUGAUGCCUAAGACAAAAAAAAACUCCAGGAAAAUCUUCUUGCAGAAUGCUUCUGCAUCUCCAUUGGUUUCAGCUCAUGCUGAUCCCAAGGCAGGCUACUCACCCACAUUCUUGUCAGUUUUUUACCAACUUUGCAGCCUGGCAGAACUGGAUAUGAAAUAAACCAGUAACACAAAAUUGCCUUUGUUCCUAAUAGUGGUGCUUCCUUCUUGCUCAAAAAGGAGCUAACAUGUGUACUUUCUAAUCUCUGUCCCACAGCAGUUGGAAAAUAUUUAACAACACUAUAAAACUAGGAAAAUAAAACACAUGUGCCUCACAACCUUCUCCUUUGUAAACUUUCAUCCUUCCAACACUACUUCCAGCCUAGCACUGUACUGCUUUGCUCUCAUUUUACUUUGCUACUUAUUCACUGGUUUGAGACAAGAUCAAAUGGGAGAAUCAAGUCUAAUAGUAAUACAAGCAAUACUAAUGGCUAUAAGUACCUUCUGGAAGAUGAAUGUGAAUCUCCCAGAUCAUAUUUACUCCUGUCACUGCUCAUUCUCCUAAGAGAGUGUCCUGAUCAGUCAUGCAUGUUUGCAGGGAAUGCUCCUGACUACCUGAAUUCACAACAGAGAGCAAAGAACCAGGUUUUGUAAUGGACUGACACAUCACCACCAGCAUCUUAUUACAAACACAUCUUGAAACAGCAGGACUCCAUUUUCCUGGCAGAGAAGACACUGCAGACCGUCCUUGAGUCCCUUCUCUUUACUAUAAAGUGGUCAGCUGCUCCCAGGGUCCCAUCUGGCUCUGCUUCCCAAAUGGGAAGGAACAUAGGAAAAGUGUUAUGAAACUCUUGCUUUAUACUAUUCCUAUAGAGCCCCAAGAGAAAUGCCUUCUGCCUGUCUCAGUCAUGAAAAAUGACACUAGAUCCCUGUGCAUUCAGAUCCAAUUCUGCCAUGCUGUCCUUCACCUCAUGGAAGAGCAGCAUGUCCCCAUGGAUAAGAUUGUUAAGCAUUUCCUGAUAUGCCUUGGGAAUAAAGACAGAAAAGCCACACCUGGAAGGUCAAGGAGAAACAAAACCAUGUCAACAUGAACACAGACUCACUCAGGCCUGUAAAGUCAAUGGAAGUGUCAGCCAUCUUUUCUUUCUCCUUAUUUUAAGCAUGGUUGCAAAGAUUACACAGUUGAUGUCUUUUGGCAGUGCCAUAUCGUUACUGAGUGGCAAUGGCCACAACACAUGCAAAGUGAGUUGUACAUUAGGGAACAACCUUUUCCCAGGGUGAAUAGCAGUGCUAGAAAUGUGGAAUCCUCAUCCUUGGAAGGGCUGUGGCUAACUUUAUCUACUCACAGUCCUGCUCCAAGCAGGAUGUUGAUCUCUGGACACUCCUUUCAAUUAAUAUCUGUGAUUUUUUUUCCUCUCUUGUCAAAAACCACUCUGCCUUGCCAUCUCCCUUUCCUAUUCUGCAUGGCAUGCUUGCAUCUUGACUAGCAAAGGCAACUACCUUGUUCACAGUAUAUAUCUUUGGGACUUGGGAGUCUCCUGGCUUGGGUUUUCUCACCACCUAACCAUUCAGCUGACUUUUCCCCUAUCCAGAUUUUUUGAGAACUUGCCAUACUAAAACUAGCACUUGUUUAAUUUCUGGCAUUUCUUCAUUGCCUUGCACAACACUGAUUUUUGACAUUUUUUAGAAUUCAAGACCCACUGUAUUCCUGUAAUGAGGCUUGCAGUAAAAUGCUUAGCACACAUUGCAAUUUCCUUCCUUUCCUGCACCUUCCCCUGCUCUCUAAAGUCUUAGAGUUGUUGUCACCAUGUUCUUCUUCCAUCACUGUCUUUCUUCUGGGACUUCAAAGUGACAGCUCUUGUGCCAUGUUUACCUCUCUUGUUUCUCUCUGUCUUUGCUUGAGCCCACCCACUAGGGUUGUUUCAAUUCUUACCCUCCUCCUUACUCUGCAGUAACUCAGGGUUUUGCAGUGUUUGUCUCAAAUGAUUCCCAGCCAUGACUGCAAUGAGAUUUCUUCACCAACACAACCAGUGGGGUGUCCAUACCAUACCCUCCUUCAUAGUUUUGCCUCUGUCUGUGUUCCUAAUGAUAUUCAGCCUGAAGCUGGACUCCUAGUAUCCAAUUUAAUCACUAAGAUUGGUGUUUUAUGCUGAGGUACUGCAUUUGAAACCCAGGACACGCAGAGAGGAGAAUCAGAUCCUCAAUGUCUGCUUAAAUCCAGAAGUCAAAACCAAGUUUUGUGUAACCUUUUAAAAAGUCACUCAUUUUAAACAACAGAGCAGUUAUCUCCACAACACCAGAAGACCUUCGUAAUCAGCAACUUGUUUUGCUAUCCUGUCAGUAGGCUAUUGU
Cinclus cinclus is the source of this 4223-nucleotide messenger RNA. RefSeq names its product serpin B10-like. Gene Ontology annotation, molecular function: serine-type endopeptidase inhibitor activity. NCBI's taxonomy places the organism in Eukaryota, Metazoa, Chordata, Aves, Passeriformes, Cinclidae. Bases 325 to 1563 code for a protein of 412 amino acids. The record is from RefSeq and is a predicted model, not a curated record. The transcript is spliced from 8 exons. Gene Ontology annotation, biological process: negative regulation of endopeptidase activity.